AUGGCUCCCAAGCCUUUUCUCGAGCCUCGCGAGGCAUAUCUACCGAAACCUGUUCCUAUAGGAGGAGAUAUUAUGUCGGUUAUGGUCUCCCUCGCUGCUUGUUCAAUAUUAGCUGUCUUUCUUUUCCAGAGAAUUACUGCCGUUAGAUCAUGGUCCAGGUUACCAUUUGUUGCUUGGCUCGUUCUAGUCAUCUACGUCGACUCCUAUGGUUUUGUUUUCACAUCUGCAAUCCUCCAACAGGUCUUCGGUGUCAACAGCAGCUUCAACAUUUGCCAUGGCGCUAUUUUGCUUUGCCUAAUAUGCUAUGUCACAACCAAGAUUCUUAUAUACGUCUUUCUUGUCGAGAAAGCUCAUGUUAUUCGAAGCUCUACUACACGAAGAAGAAAUUCGAAACUUUACUUGUUCAAUAUGAUCACACUUCUUGGUGGCUAUGGAGUGGUUGUCGUCCUCAACUUUAUCUAUCGCAUUGCCAGAAUUGUAAACGGAGAGUGCUUCAUCGGCAUGAAGAGCAUCUCUAUGAUUCCUCUUAUCGCUUUCGAUGCCGUCGUCAAUAUCUACCUGACCAUUCUUUUUCUACUCCCUCUUAAAAAUCUCUACUCAUUCAAGAAUCUUCCAAAGACCCAUGCGAACUCCCGUCUUCGCAGUGUGGCCUUCCGUACUUUCGUCGGUGCUUGCUGUACCUUGACAAGCAGCAUAGUAAACUUGACUGUGUUAAUGGUUCUUAAUGGCGAGCCGGGUUGGGUGUGUUUAAUGUGUUGCAACAGUGACGUCCUCUUUUCGGCUAUUGUCGUUCAAUGGGUCACUUCUCGCGAUAGUGCUGGUUCUUCCAGUCAACCAGCUUCGGCUGCUGUUACGGAUGGCAGCUACAUUGGCAGACGUGCCUCGUCGGCUCAUCCAAGAAGUCUGCAUGCUUCGAACGUUCCCAACGUUCCUCGCGACGUGGAUGACGAGACUUCUCUUGUCGGACAUGCUACUGUCACCUCUUUGACAGAUGACCCUGGUUUCGAGAUGACCAAAGUUCAUUCAGGGGCUACAAGUGGUGUUAUAGUUACGACGACAAUUCACCGUGAGAGCCGGCCUACGACCGAACGCAAGGAGAGCAGCGACGAUGACGACGAUAUCGGAAUCGAAUCAGACCGAGACUUUCCGGUGCGAUCGGUGGCUUUUGCUCCAGGCCACACAGAAGCCGCAGAGCCACCUCGAACGCGAAUCCAAGGAGGCUCCAGGCCGCAUCAUCAUUCCAAGACACCUUCGUUCUCACGUCCAUUGAACAAGUAG
Fusarium fujikuroi IMI 58289 is the source of this 1278-nucleotide messenger RNA. RefSeq lists its product as uncharacterized. The transcript has 9 exons. Lineage: Eukaryota; Fungi; Ascomycota; Sordariomycetes; Hypocreales; Nectriaceae. The record is from RefSeq and is a predicted model, not a curated record. Bases 1 to 1278 code for a protein of 425 amino acids.